UUGGGAUAUCGCUUUCCCCUUAUCCCCGCUAUUCUAACCAUCAAAAAUAAUUCGGGGAAUCAUAACUUAUCCCCAGUUUUUAAGUCUCUCCGUGCGUGCAUGUGGGUGAGCGCCAUUUAACGGCGUCCCCCGUCUCGCUUCCUUCUUCCUUUCGCCUACUCGAUUCCUCCUCCUCCUCACCUGUAUUGAAGGCUUUGAAGCCCUAACGCUAACCGUGAUGCCAAUGCGCAGCGAAAUCGUCUUGUAGGAGCCGCACUGGAGAUGCGACCGGUGAUUGCAGCAUAGCUCGGAUAGUCUCAGACGCCAUGCUUUCUUGUAAUUGGUAAUGUAGCAGUGGAUGCUGUUAACAUUAGAGUGAGAAAAUGAGAGCAGAAAAGGGAGGUUCAAGUGGUUUCUUUAAUCCAUUUGAUUGGAAUAGGAAGUCGAGGAAAAAAUUGUUCUCCAAUGGAAGUGCUUCGUCUCGGGCGAUAGAAGGGAAGAAACUCGAAAGUAAUAUGUCAACCUCACUGCUUCGCCUGAUUGAUGAAGAUGAGAUGAUUGGAGUGUCAAGUGUGAAGGGAAGCAGUGACUAUAAUUGUACUUCUUCGGUGACUGAUGAAGAAGGAAACACUUUUAGGGCCCCAGGAGUGGUAGCAAGGCUUAUGGGUUUGACCUCCAUGCCCAUAUCAGGCACUUCAGUACCCUAUUCCACCCCCUUACAUGACUCACGAUCCCUUCAAGAUAACCAUAGUCAGAGAAGAAGUCCUGGGUUCUACAUCAAUGAUCAAUUCAAUCAUGUGAUUAAGAGAUCUGAGGCCUAUUCAAGGAUUCCAGCAGAACUGAGGUCCCAGAAGAUGCCAAACAGCCCAAUUAAGAGGUUCCAAACAGAAGCAUUGCCGCCUAGAUUAGCAAAGUCUGUCCCAACUACACACCACAAGUUACUGUCACCAAUUAAAAAUCCGGGUUUCUUCUCGGUGAAGAAUGCAGCUCAUAUCAUGGAAGCAACGACAAAGGUUCUUGGGCCUGAGGUUCAGAUCAGUGUGAUGGGCAGAUUUCAGUCUUUUGUGUCACUUUCAAAUCCUAUUAAGGUUUGUAAUUCACAGGAGAUCAUGGCGGCUUCUCCGAGGACAACAAGGCUUCCAGAAUCAUCCAGAAGACAUGUUGAAUCAGCUUCCAUGAGAUCUCUUAGAGGACAGCCUGUGAACAGGAGUUGGGAUGGUUCAGAACAUACUACUGUUUAUAGGUCCUCUCCCAUUACAGCUGAAACCAAUUCAGCUGGUGCAAAAGGUAAGGGAAGAUCUAUCUCGAGUGCAGUUCAAGCUAAGGUGAUUGUCCAGAAAAGGGAGGGGUUAGGCACGAGCAAUAGGAGUGCAUCAGUUCAGAAGGACAACAAUGAAUGUAAAUCAAACAGACCAUUGAAAAAUCAAUCAAAUAACCCAAAGAAUAAUCAGCAGAAAAGGGCAGCAACCAAUGCUUCCAGUCUCCUCAAGCAAAAUAAUCAGAAGCAGAACUGCCUAGCAAGUAAAAACAAGUUACCUUCCAAACCAUCAGUUUCUAACCAACAAGGAAGAAAGAUUCUUUCUGGAGAUGCUUCUUCUCGAAAGAACAAAAUUGUGAAUAAGCUUUCAGGAAGCACCAGAAUCAGUUUCAGUAAGGGAGAUAUAAUCACUUCUGACAACAUGGAGGAAGGGCUGUCUUCGGACGGCAAGAACUUUCCAUGCAAGAAAAAAAUGAUAGAGCAGGGCUCCUCUUCCAAGAAAAGUGAGGCUCCUGAUGGUAUUUUGGUGGAUAGGCAUGAAAAGCAUGUUCAGCAUACUGUUGUGGUCGAUGAACAGCCGAGAUGGACUGGCGAUAAAACAAGAAAUGGUGCAGAUGUUGUAUCCUUUACAUUUACCUCCCCCAUGAUAAAACCAUUGCCAGGAUCCCAGAUCUCCACCCAUGUGGUGGAAAAAGAAGACAAACAUAAUGGGCCCUGUUCUGAUACCAAUUGUCAAAAUCAUGCUUCUGAUUCAGACUGCAGACACCUAUCAUCUCUCAGAUCAGAUGUGAUAGUCAGUGAUUCUUUGGGUUUUCUUUUGGAAUUGAGAGAAUUAACAUCAGAAGCUGAGUCACCCUCCUGUAAAUUAAUCAGAGGUAGCAUCACAGCUACAGGACCUGUUUCCCAAGAUUCAGUAUCUGCCAUUGAUACCCCUAGCAUUGCACCCACUGAACAUGAAGGGGGUCCUGUAGUUAGUUCUUGUAAAGAUGAACUGGGUGGAAUAUUUGAGUCUAGUUUCUCAUUAGCUAGUGGUCAGAUGUUUACCAUGAGCCAUCAUAUGCUGGAGGCAGAAAGGAUGGAAUGUAGCAGCACCCGUGAGAACCAAAAGCUGCCUGACCAUCAAUAUCAGAGUCCCAUUUCCAUACUUGAAGUUCCUUUUUCAAAUGAAAGCUGCAGCUCAUCAGAGAGCUGGGAAAGUCCAAGCGGCAAGAUGCAUGAUUCUUCUGUUCAGUCUCAACAUAUUGUUGAUUUGAGUUGCUUCAACGAAACUUCAUCAGUGGAAGCUGAGAUGGAGUUAUCUGACUCAGCCUCCUCAACAGAAAUCACACGUGGAGCUCAUCCACCAGAAAUCAGCAGGACAGGUCAUACAGAUGUAUGCAAUCAGGAACUGGAAUAUGUGAGAGAGAUAUUAAGCAACAUGAAAUGUUUGUUCAAGAAUUUAGAUCCAUGUCAAAUGGACCAUGAUGGUGGGGUCCUUGACCCACUUCUUUUUGACAAGUUGGAAACCAGUGGAAGCCUGAUUGCACUGGAAGGAGAGGAAAGGGACUCGAGGAUGAGGAGAAAAAUGUUGUUUGAUUGCGUGAAUGAAUGCAUGGAUUUGAAAUGUAGUCAUUAUUUCCAUGCAGGAUAUCAGAUGUGGACUAAAGGAUUGGCGGUUGUCAUGAAGGAUUGGACGGAAGAACUAUACAAGGAGAUAUCAGGAUGGAGGAGCAUGGGUGACUGGAUGGUGGAUGAGCUUGUUGAUAGAGACAUGAGCAGUCGCUUGGGAAGGUGGGUUAACUUUGACACGGAAGCAUAUGAAACAGGAGGAGAGAUUGAGAUGGCGAUAUUUAACUCCUUGGUUGAUGAAGUUGUUGCUGAUUUUAUGAUUGAAGUUCCACCGUAGCAUGCCUAUUUUCCCAUGCAACCGUAAGUUGUCCACUUCAGAUCUUUUUUCUUCUAAUUGAAAUGUUGUGCACUUGUGCCCAUAUAUUUUGGCUAUUCUAAUUACUUUGUUCUAAUCCAAUCUCUCUUGCCUUGUGUCAACAUCAAACUGCUCUAUACAUUGUGACAAGAUACAAAAGCUUCUCCUCAAUAGUAUUUCCAGGCAAAAACGAGGGUACACUUUUAUUGGGAUCUCACAUUGAUGAACAAUAAGAAAGUUGCAUAUCUAUCUUAGAAGAUGAAAAAUCUUGUCCAAAGUGCAGGCAAUGACUUAAUUUGUUCUGAACAGGUCAUGUUAUUUGUCUUUCAGAAGUUUCUCUUUAUUGUUCAUUUGUGAAUCUCAAAAGAAAGAAAUAAUUAGCUUAAUCCA
Messenger RNA from Elaeis guineensis (African oil palm), 3530 nucleotides. RefSeq lists its product as uncharacterized. The record is from RefSeq and is a predicted model, not a curated record. NCBI's taxonomy places the organism in Eukaryota, Viridiplantae, Streptophyta, Magnoliopsida, Arecales, Arecaceae.